AGCAAAGCCCAGGGGAGCUGAACAAUGUCCUCACUGCCGGGAAUAGCUGCCGGCUCUGCCUGCCGGCCCCACGUGAGGCUGGUCCUGCUGCCAGGCUGCCCUUGUGUGGCAAGGGAGGCUGGGCAAGCACCAGGACCCUGGCAGGGCUGCUCGGAACGUUCCACACCUGAGGUCAUCCUCCAAACCUGCACAGCAGAGCGGCUGUGGCUCCUGGCACAUGUGCUGUCUGCUGGCUGGGAUGUUUGAGGGGGCCCCUUUGCCUCCCUCUGGGGUGGGCAGCAACUCCCUGCCCAGAUGCCAGGGAGCCUCAAGUGAUGCAGGUGGACAUGGAGCUGGAAGUGCAACGGGCCAAGGAGCUCAUCGAGCAGAAGCUGGCAGAGGAGGAGGAAGAGGAGAAGGAGAAGCAGCACAAAUGCGAUGGCGCGCGGGAGCUACCAGCUGUGGAGCGGAUGAACACCCCUGAGCUGGAGGAGGAGAAACGCCAUGGCCCCAGGAACCGGGGCCUCGAGGCCAUAAAGGGCCAGGAGCGGGUGCGGAAGAGCUCAGUGGACCUGCGGCGGGAGAUCAUUGAUGUGGGCAGCAUCCAGCGCCUCAUCGAGCUCCGCAAGCAGCGCCGGCAGCGCCGGGAGGAGCGGGCGGCCACACCCGAGCCCCCCCCGCCGCCGGAGUCCUUAGAGAUCGAGGGUCCCGUGGAGCCAGAGACCUUCCUGCGAGCCGCAGUCCAGGGCAAGAUGCACAUCAUCGAGAAGUUCCUGGCAGACGGUGGCUCCCCCAACACGUGUGAUGAGUUCCACCGCACGGCCCUGCACCGCUCCUCGCUGGAGGGACACACGGACAUCCUGCAGAAGCUGCUGGACAGCGGGGCCACUGUUGACUUCAGGGACCGGCUGGACUGCACCGCUGUGCACUGGGCCUGCCGGGGUGGGCACCUGGACGCUGUGAAGCUGCUGCAGGACCGCGGGGCAGACCUCAACUUGAAGGACAAGCUGCUCAGCACCCCCCUCCACGUGGCCACCCGGACCGGGCACCCUGACAUCGUGGAGCACCUCAUCCACUGUGGGGUAGACAUCAAUUCCCCAGACAGGGAAGGCGACACGGCGCUGCACGACGCCACACGGCUCAGCCGCUACAAGAUCAUCAAAAUGCUGCUCCUGCACGGGGCUGACAUGAUGGCUAAGAACCAGGCUGGCAAGACCCCAACGGACCUGGUGCAGCAGUGGCAGGUGGACACACGCCAGGCACUAGAGACCAAGGAGCAGCCACAGGAUGGGAUGGAGGUUCCUGCCUGACAGCGCCAGGCAGGGACCAGGGACCGGGCUGGGCUCCAAGGAGCAGGAUCCAGCCGAGACUUGUCCGUGUCAAUAAAAGCCAGCAAAGAGCA
This is a messenger RNA of Pezoporus flaviventris, 1381 nucleotides long. RefSeq names its product ankyrin repeat domain 2 (gene ANKRD2). Gene Ontology annotation, biological process: regulation of transcription by RNA polymerase II. The coding region runs from base 315 to 1289 and encodes 324 amino acids. Gene Ontology annotation, molecular function: RNA polymerase II-specific DNA-binding transcription factor binding. NCBI's taxonomy places the organism in Eukaryota, Metazoa, Chordata, Aves, Psittaciformes, Psittacidae. The record is from RefSeq and is a predicted model, not a curated record. Gene Ontology annotation, cellular component: nucleus. The transcript has 10 exons.